This is a messenger RNA of Daldinia caldariorum, 4990 nucleotides long. RefSeq lists its product as uncharacterized. NCBI's taxonomy places the organism in Eukaryota, Fungi, Ascomycota, Sordariomycetes, Xylariales, Hypoxylaceae. The record is from RefSeq and is a predicted model, not a curated record. The transcript has 3 exons. Bases 555 to 4670 code for a protein of 1371 amino acids.
AAAAAUAAAAUAAAAAAGCUAAGAAAGGGGAGAAAGUAAGGGUCUUUAUCGUCUCAUCGUGCAUCAAUAGAUUUACAACCCUUGAUUUCCAUUGGAUGUAAAUCGAUAAGUAAACCCCCUCAAUUGCCAUUUCAUCACUUCCAGUACUUGACCUUACCUAAAGGUACCUGUGAUAUAGGUAUGUUAGGACUAAUGUUAGGUGCCUAACUCGACCCUAAUGACGUUGGUGGAACCUGCUGCAACCUCGUAAAAGGGAAAGCCCAACCUCCCAAGGGAGCCGCCCAAUUGUGAUCUAUUUCUAGACGCAAAACUUACCUAAAGGUACCUAAUCACAUACCUUACCUAACCUUAUCAUCGCCUGACCGACACAACUCACAACUCACAACUCUACCACUCUCGUCAUCUCUUACACAAUCUUUCCAACCGUUCUCCCACAUACACCAAUUCCACGGGGUCAUCUUUUUGCAAUGUUAAAAACAUGUGCUAAAAACAUGUGGCGCAGAUAAUUCGUGGAGCAUUAGUUCAUAAGACCGGGCUUAGCUUCUCUUUGUAUCAUGUCGUCCGCCUCGAGGCAUUCCUAUCAGCGGCUCGACCGCCGCAUAGACAGCAUAAAGAAUAGCGAGAGACGGAGUCGUGCUGAGUCUUUAACCAGGCAAUUAGCUGUGAGCCAUGACGAUGCCUACACCUACGCCCUUCGCGUUGCCUACCUCCAUUAUCUCCUCCAACCCAAAACCAAACGAAAACAAUGGGUUCCCGCACCGAAGGCACCCACGCGGAUUCACACGUCCAAUAUUGCCGAUUUAGUCAAGGAAUUUGUUCCAGGGAACUCCAGCGGUGUCAAACUUCCCCACGGAUUUCGAAGUCCGUUGGAGAAGAGGAUGGAGCGUGUUAUAAUGGGUGCUGAAAAAUUACCUGGUUUUAACGAUGCUGCUGUCAAAAAGACGUUUGCGCAGGCCUACACGGCUUUUACCGAACAGGCUUUUCGGAAGAAUGUUGACAAGGAGCGCAAGGUCGAGCCGCUGGUCUUGAUUUUCUACUCAGCUGCUACCAAGGCGUGCAGUCUUGGCCACGAGCCGGCCGAUGACUCCUGGAAGCUACUUGUUGAUAGGCAUCUCGCGCUUUUCGUGAGGCUUCUAUUUAAUAUUCUGCGCGAUCAAGGGCACGAGCGCGAUAAAUCGGAACUCAUGAACAGGUUAAACACGCUUGAAAAAAAGCUGUUGACCAACGACCAGAAUCUAUUCAUUGACACGGGUCAGAAUUCCGGAAAUACGAUUGAAGUGGUAGUUCCGCUUAGCUACGAUGUUAAGGAUAUGCCUAUGGUCCAGUCCGUUGCUAAAAUAUUUGGUCUCUCCCAUUCCGAUGUCCAAGGUCACAUUGAUGCCCAGCGACAGAACUGGACAGAAGAAGCUGCCCUUAGAGAUCUCAAAGCAUACCAGCAUCGCUUAAACUCUAACAUGAGCGGUGCCCUAGGGAGCCGGGAUUUCAACAGCGAUGAGGCGUAUCAAGAGUGGAAAAAAGCAGAAGCGCCUUUCCUCUCGCAGAUGAUGCUAGAAAUAUUGACAGCUCGCCCAGAGCUAGCUCGAAGGUCUACUGCUAUCAUAAGUCCUAUUGAUAAGCCAUUGCCUGGAAGCCCCUCCACAGCAUAUCCAGAAGACAGGUCAUGCCCAGAACUAGGUAUAGCGAAUAGGACAUCCAUGUACAGUAUGGACAACAUACUUAACCUUGGAUCCCUGUCGCUUGACGACACUGGCAGUAUCAGGGCUGUUGACGACGCAAAUUACACUUUCAUCCCUCCUGAGCCUCGCGAAUUCUUAAAGACCAUUGCAAAAUAUGCUCUUGAGUUUGAUGCUAUGCACGAUGGAGAGACUGAGGAAUCUAGUUUAUUCUCGAAGCAUUCGUUAGAACUCCUUACUGAGCUGUGUGUCCGCUGGCGAAUUCUUCAGGUUACCCGCCUGGUCGUCUUCCUAGAAGUAGCAGCCCGCAGGUUCACCGAUACUAUGUUCACCGUAAUUGAUUUGGAUAAUGCUUUUGAUUUGGUGAAAAUUCCACCUCCAGAAGUCAAAAAGCCUCCCCAUAUAUAUCUCUAUAAUGAGACUCUGGCAACUAUGGAGCGAAGCAAAUGGACUGUUGCGGAUUAUAAUGUGUAUCAGCAGACACUUCAAACCGUUAAUGAUGCUCUCCUUCGCGACCUCUACGAUACUUUAAUGCAUUGCUACGAGCCAAAACCCCCAUCGGUUGGACCAGCACUACAUGUGCUAACAAACCACAUUUUUAAUGACCCUAGUUUUACGCAGAAAGAAGAAGACGCACAGGAGUUCGCUCGGCUAUUGGAGACAGGCUUGCAAGAACAGGCCGCGGUCGUCUAUCGCGGAUUUCUCGAUGCCGAGGUUCCCCGAAGCCAACAGGACUGGAACUUUAGCCAUGUAGUCGAGCUUGGCAAAUCAGUCGUGAAGCUUUGCGAAAGGAUCCAGAAACGUUACAAGAAGAACCCGGAGAUCCUUGGUGUGAACCCGUUAACCGUGCUUGUGGAGACAAUGUUUCCAAAUUUUGAAGACGAUGCCCACGAUUUGAUAAGGAGAAUCAUACAAGUCGCGCAAGACCGGGGAGAAGAACUUCCGUUAGAAGAUGGUUUUGAUUUAUACAAGGAACUCGUAGAGAUUCGACGCAUUCAUAGGUCCUCUCUCCCUAGUCGAGCUUUUACUUUCGACGUUGAAGAGUUACUGGUCGAAUUUGUUUGGCGUUGGAUCCAAAAUGCAGAAUCCCGAGCAGAACAGUUUGUCGAGGAGGCCAUCAAGCAAGAUCCAUUCCAAGUACGAGGCCACGGACCUGAUCAUAUUUCAUUGGACUCUGAACGUCACAGCCACUCUAUAAUUGAUAUGUUUCAGCUAUUUAACCAGACAGCCGACCAGGUCUUCAAAUUGGAGUGGGAUAAUGAUGUCCAUCAUGCUCGAUUCAUGACUGCACUAUCAAAGAUAUUUGCCAACAGCAUUGCUCGGUACUGCGAGAUUGUAGACCAGAGGUUUAUAAAGGAAAUGGACACGCCGAGACAAACCGAAAAAGAAGCGGCGGCGGCAGCUCAGACGACACAAGGAAGGUUCAUGCAAUACGCUAAGGACGCCUGGAAUACGAAAGAAAAGGUCGAACCGUUUCAGUUUUACCCAGAGUCUUUAGUGAAACUUAACAAUAUCGAAUGGGCCAUGCAAGAGUUGGAUAAGCUCGAAAAGACCAUGAAUGUGGAUGCAUGUGCCGACAUUCUUGCAAGGGUUGAUGGGCCUAAGAAACAGGUUAGAAGGCCAGCGAAGUAUGUCUUCACAAUUAAGAUUGUAGAAGCCGAGGAAAUCAAGGCGUGUGAUCCGAACGGGACAAGCGACCCUUAUGUGGUACUUGUGGACGAGUACCAGAAGCGUUUGCACAAAACGAGAAUUGUUAUGAGAUCCCUUAAUCCCCGUUGGGAUGAGUCGGUUGACGUGACGGUCUCCGGCCCUCUUAAUGUAGUGGCUACGAUCUGGGAUUACGAUACCUUCGGCGACCACGACUUUGUAGGUAGAACUUCGCUGAAACUUGAUCCGAUACAUUUCAGCGACUACCUCCCAAGAGAAUUCUGGCUUGACCUUGACACUCAAGGAAGAAUUCUUUUAAGGAUCAGCAUGGAGGGGGAACGAGACGAUAUCCAAUUUUACUUUGGCAAAGCGUUCCGACACCUGAAAAGGACGGAGCGUGAUAUGGUUCGCAAAAUUACAGACAAGCUCACACGGCAUAUCAACGCAUCGCUCUCUUACGAGGCCUUGCGAAACCUCCUCGGGCGCAACCUCGCUUCGCAAGUCAAUUCAUUCUUCAAGCGGGCGUCUACUAUCCCGCAAAUCACCAAUACUGAAAUCGAAAAUGCAUUGCAGUCUCUUUUUACGUACUUUAAUGAAAAUUUCGCUACCAUGAAAGAGACGCUAACGGAGGCAACGAUGGUUGCGGUUAUGACCCGGUUGUGGAAAGAAGUCCUGAUGGCCAUUGAGGCCCUCCUUGUUCCGCCACUUUCAGACAAGCCGUCUAAUCAACGGCCGCUAACUCAGCGCGAGCUUGACGUUGUCUAUAAGUGGCUAGAACUCCUAUUCGAUUUCUUCAAUGCGCGAGACGAGGAUGGUGAAGUCCUCGGUGUCCCCGCUGAAGUCCUUAGAUCGCCUAAGUAUCACGAGCUCGCCUCACUCAACUUCUUCUAUUUCGAUUCUACUGAAAACCUGAUUCGCACGUCGGAGCGUAUGGCCGCGGCUACCGCACAACGCCAGCAGCAGCAGCUUCAAGGACAGAUGAGUUCUAAUCGCCUCUCCGCACCCGCAUCGUUAGGCCCUUCGCUCAGCCCUUCCCAUAGCGGCCCGGCUUUCGCAAGCAUGGGGACGAUCCGCAGGGGCAAGAGCAUCAUGAUGAGUCGUAACCUUGGUACGAUGCGCCGGGCCAAAGAGGAAAGGCGAAAGGAGGCCCAAGCCGAUCCAUCCGAUGACAUGAUCCUCCGAAUAUUGCGCAUGCGACCCGAGGCAGCUGGUUACCUUAAGGAGAGACAUCGUCAAAAGGAACGAAUGGCUGCCGCCGCCGCUGCUGCGAUGAUAGUAAAACAGAGCGUAUCCCAAGGCUGGAACUCGGCUGGAGGCGGCUUCGGCCGAGGUGGUGUUCCGCGACGUUAAACUUACGUUCUACAGAAUCAGGUCGAAUCACACGUUGAGCAAAGUUGUGUGGGGUUGAUAGAGCUUGGUUUUUUUAUCCAAGGGACGUCAGCGGUAGGACAAAGAGGGCCGGGAUGAUGGAAGUUGGACUACUGACGUAUCCGGGGUCCAGCGAGCUUAUUUCUUUCCCAAAUGUCUCUUGUCAACUCGCAGGGUGUAUAACCCUUCGAUUUCGAUUCGAAUUACGUCUAGAUAGUAUUUUCGUUCUUUGUCUUUUUUUAUUUAUUUAAACAUAUGCGCGCGGGAAGUGGCAGGCGUUAUUAGGCAACAAAGUUCAGCGG